Condylostylus longicornis is the source of this 4111-nucleotide messenger RNA. It is a transcript of the gene Srrm1, whose product is annotated as serine/arginine repetitive matrix protein 1. The transcript has 4 exons. Gene Ontology annotation, biological process: regulation of mRNA splicing, via spliceosome; mRNA processing. Lineage: Eukaryota; Metazoa; Arthropoda; Insecta; Diptera; Dolichopodidae. Gene Ontology annotation, molecular function: RNA binding. Gene Ontology annotation, cellular component: spliceosomal complex. Bases 336 to 4010 code for a protein of 1224 amino acids. The record is from RefSeq and is a predicted model, not a curated record.
GCCAUUACGUUCAAUUGGAGCUGAAAAAGUAUUUUAGAAAACUCAUUUAAAGAAUUUUACAAAAGAAUUGAAUUGAUUUAAAAACGUAUAUUUUAAAAAAAAUAUGUAAAACAAAUUGAAUUUUAUGCUUUUAAUAAGAUUUUGAGCUUUAGCUCAACGAAUUAGUAUAAUAUUUCAUAAGCACCAUUCUUUUAAUAAUCGGGGUGGACAUUUUCGUUUGCUGGAAAUAUUCUUCGUAAUUUAGAAAGUAUAUAUCCGUUUGUUAUUUCUUUUUCAUUUAAUAGUAUUUCAGUGAUUAAAAAUCAUUUAAGCAAAUAAGAAAAAAAAAACUUGUAAUGAUGUUCACGGGUACAACACAAGCACAGGAUACUCGAUUUAGCGAUAAGGAAAAAAAAUUAAUGAAGCAAAUGAAAUUCGGUGACAGCUUGAAUAAAAGAGUUGAUAUGUCCAAAGUCAAACUGGACGUGUUACGACCGUGGAUUAGUAAGAAAAUCACAGAUUUUUUACAUAUUGAAGAUGAUGUUGUAGUAGAAUUUGUUUAUAACCAACUUGAAGAAGAAAAAUUUCCUUGUCCUAAAAAAAUGCAAAUUAAUAUGACUGGAUUUUUGAAUGGACGUAAUGCAAGAGAAUUUAUGAACGAGCUAUGGGCUUUAUUAUUAGCAGCUCAAGAAUCAGAAACUGGAAUACCACCAGAGUUCAUCAAUCAAAAAAAAGAGGAACUAUUGCGAAAAGAUGAAGAUAGAGACAGAGACAGAAGCAGAGAUCGUGAAAGGGAUCGUGACCGAGAUAGGAGCAGAGAUCGUGAUCGGGAUAGAAGUAGGGAUAGAGUACGUAGUAGAGAUAGAGAAAGAGAUAGAAGUAGGGAUCGCAGUAGGGACAGGGAUCGUCUAAGAGAAAGGGAUAAAGAUAAAGAGAGAGCACGAUCGCAAGACCGUAUUAAAGAUAAAGAAACUAAUGAUAAGCGUCAUAGUGAAUUGAAUGAUUCGUUUAAUAACGAAACUUUUCCCAAUGUUCAAGAGAAGUCUGAAGAAAAUAAAGAAACUUUAGGUGAUUCAAAAGAUGAAAAUAAUUUAGGAGUGGAAGUGAAGACUAGAUCCAAAUCCAGAGAAAAAGAAAACACAAAUACUUUGACAUUAAGGUUGAAUGAGUCAGAUAAUGGGAAAGAUAAGGAAAGUCGAACGAAGUCACCAAAUAGACAUAAAGAAACUAAGAAAUCACCAGCACGGCGUUCAUCGCCAAGAAAACGCUCAUCAAGAGAUAGAAAGCGUUCUAGGUCAAGAUCUCCCAGACGCGAUAGGCGAAAGCGUAGUAGAUCUAAACGUAGUCGAACUAGAUCAAGAGAUCGAAAAACUUCUAACAGGCGAUCCCCAAGACGAAAAGAAAGGUCAAGAUCAAGAAAUCGCAACGAAAGGCGAAGGUCUAGGUCAAAAUCUCAAGAUUAUAAUUCUAAACAAAAAUAUGAUGCUAGUCCAGAAAGGAAAAAAUCGCCCACUCUAGUUCCUGAUCUUAAUGGUGGUCCAAAUGGAACCAUUUCUGACACGUCUAUAGCCAUAGCGGCUGCAGCAGCUAUAGAGCCCAAAAAGCUAUCUAAAGUUCAAGAAAAAUUAUUAAAUCUUGCUGGAGGGAGCAAGGAAAGAAGAUCUAGGAGCUCAAGCAGUCGCAGCAGGUCUAGGUCUCCAAAUAAAAAGGGCAGGAGUCGUUCUAGAUCUAGGAAAAGAUCAAGGCGAACCAGGUCAUCAAGCUCUUCUUUGUCCAGAUCACGAUCUAAAUCUGCAGAUAAAAAGAAACCUUUGUCAAACAAUAAAAGAUCACGAUCAAGAACAUCAAGGAGUAGUAGAUCAAGAUCACGACACAGUAAUAAGGAUUUUGAAAUUCAAAAGAAAACUGAUAGUGUUCAAAAUAAACGCCACUACAGAACGAAUAAGGACACUUCAGAUAGUGAUUCUCCAGAACGUGUAGAAUCUCGGCGACCAGAAAAUAAAAGAAAUCAAGGAGGACGUUUUUCGUCUAGAGAAAGGAGUCCUAAAAGAAGUGGAAGAAGAAACAGAUCAAGAACUCCAAGACAAAGAUCGAGAUCUCCAAGAGCUAGAUCAAGGUCUAGAUCGCCAAGAAGAAGGUCAAGAUCACCUAGGUGGGUGAACCGACGACGGUCUCCGGCUCGCGGUGGACAAUCGCGAAAUAUGCAAAGUGGAAAUUUCCGAGGAAAUCGUGGUACGUUUUUCAAUCGCAGACGUAGUCCAAGUCCAAGAGAAUGGAGGAGAUUUUCACCACAAAGAAGACGUUCUUCUCCAUUUGAUCGUCGAUCUCCUCCAAGAAGGAGGGGAUCUUCACCAUUUGACAGACGUGUGUCUCCAAUAAGAGAUAGACGUUCCCCAAACAGAAAAAUUUCUCCAGCGCGAAGGCAAGAAUCUCCUCCACCGCGUAAACUAUCAAGGGAAAGACGUAUGUCCUCUAGAGAAAGACGUUCUUCACCUUCUUCCUCACGAAGACAAAGCUCGCCAACUAGAAAUACUAAUCAAAGAACGUCCGAUCGAUGGGAUCAAAAACCUCAACAAGCAAGACCAGCUAGAGGUAUGCGUGACGAUAGUGAAAAUUGGGAUAGUUCUUCUGAAAGUAAAAGAAGUCCACGAGAAAGAGAUAGACGAAAUAGCUCAGUUGAAUUUGUAAAUAAAGGAAGAAGCUCAAGUCGAAAACGAAGUCCUGUCAGAAAACCUAGUUUAACAAAGAAAGCAAGUCCUUUGCAAAAGUCUUCAACAGAGCGUUCCAAAACUACAACUGGAAAAAUUGAUGUGUCCACUAAUAGGAACCGUAAAAAGUCAGUAAGUAAAGAAAAGCAAACCGAGAGGCAGCGAAGUUAUUCAAGUUCAUCUGAGUCUGAAGAGUCGUCCGAGGACGAUGACGAAUCUUCUGGAUCAUCAAGUCUUUCUAGAACUCCAUCACCAUUCUUAAAACCUCACGAACGUGAGCAAUUAGAAAGAGAAAAGAAAUUAUUAGCCGCAAAACUAGCUCAGCAAAAUAAAGAAAAAACAGCAAUUAAUUCACAGCCACAGAACGCAUCUAAUUCUAAUUCACAUUCAACAUCCGCCACAGCGCUUCAACAUACAACCGCAAAUGCUAGUACCAGUAAGAAGAAACAAGAAUCAAGUAGCUCUUCUGACGAUUCAUCUGAUUCUGAAUCUGAAAGUGAUAAUGAUGAAAAAUCAAAAAAACGGAGUAAAAUUGAUAAAAAUUCAUCAAGAAAUAAAUCGCAAACAAAAUCGAUAACAAACGAGGAGGACGGAAAAAUUGACAAAGAUAAAGGACAUAUAAAAGAAAAAUCAAAACGAGAAGAAUUAGAGGAAAAGAGACGUGCAGCUGUUGCUGAAUUUAAAAGAAAAUUGUCAACGGAAAAUCGUGAAGCAGCAAAUGCAGUGUCUGAAUUGAAAAAAACCAAGUCUAAUGACAAAGCUGCUAUAUCAACAAGCUCAGAAAAAACUAUAGAAAAAAAACAAAAUCAAUCAAGUGCUCCUGCUGUACCUGCACGUUCUCGUUCUAUCGAAAAACUUACAGAGAAAAAGAAAUUGGAAAAUAAAUCAGAACAACUUAAAGAUGAAAUUAUUCCUGCAAAAGUUAAAACAAAUGCUACAAAAGAUAAUCGUAAACGAGUAAAGAAAACUUCUGAUAGUAGCGAUUCGGAUGCUCCAAAGAAAAAACGUAAAAAGGAGAAAAAAUCUCGAAAAGUUUCUGACAGCGAUAGCUCUUCUGAUUCUGAAAUUGAAAAGAAGAAAAAACAUAAAAAACACAAAAAACAUGGAAAAAAACAUAAAAAACAUAAGAAACAUAAAAAGAAGAAUAAGAGAGCCAAUAAUAAUAGCUCUGAUAGUUCUGAUAGUGAUGAUAACGUUAAUGAUGACGAAAAAUCCAUACCAACUAAACGUAGUACAUCUACUUUACCUAAUGAUGAUUUAGAAAAACAAUUACGUGAAAGAGCACUUAAAUCAAUGAAACGACAAGCUAGCGUAUCCGAUUGAAUAUAAAAGAAAAUUUAUAUUUUAGUAACACAACAAAUAAACAUAUUAUUACUAUUAUAAUAUUUUUAUUUUUCAAAUUAAAAAAAAAAACAAAAAUUAAA